Molecule: messenger RNA, 3728 nt
Organism: Stegodyphus dumicola
Lineage: Eukaryota; Metazoa; Arthropoda; Arachnida; Araneae; Eresidae
Product: diacylglycerol kinase delta
Biological process (GO): phospholipase C-activating G protein-coupled receptor signaling pathway
Cellular component (GO): plasma membrane
Molecular function (GO): protein binding; ATP-dependent diacylglycerol kinase activity
Source: RefSeq, a predicted model, not a curated record
GCCACCUUUGUACUUUUUCACUGUGAUAAUAACACCGCUGAAAUAUCACUUUCCCCUCCUUGAUUGAUAGCAGCGAGCGACGUGGAUUGGGAAAGUUUUUUCUGCACAGCCAUGUUUUUAAAUUCGCUACGAAACACUUGUUUUUAUGGAACACGUCGAAGUUAUUUGUAUGACCAAUAACAACUGCCGCGUGUGUAAACUGGCUGUGGAAAAGACCGAGAAUCACCACGUUUCCAUUUGCAGUGAAAUACAGAUGAGAGUUUUCAUUAAAACUCAUUGCCAAUGUACUGCUGUUUUGUGCCAAGUGAAAUAUUCAAAGGAACGGUGUGCAUUAAAGAGGGUUGCCUAAUGAAACAGACCAGCUCGUUCCAGAGGUGGAAAAGAAGAUAUUUUAAAAUCAAACCCCGAAAAUUAUAUUACGCAAAAGAUAGCAAGUCUGUGAUUUUUGAAGAGGUGGAUCUAACUGAUUUGAGCAUUGCAGAAUGUAGCAUAAAAAAUGUCAAUCAUAGUUUUCAGGUCAUUACUCCAUUCCGCCGUCUGAUUCUAUGUGCAGAAUCUCGAAAAGAAAUGGAAGAAUGGAUAACUGCCUUGAAAAAUGUUAGCAAUAAAGAUUUUUAUGAGGGUGCAGACCAUCAUGAGUUUUUGUCAGGUCAACAUAACUGGUAUGUAACAUCUCAUGCUCGACCCACAUACUGCAAUGUUUGCCGAGAAGCUCUUUCAGGUGUAACUUCUCAUGGUUUAUCUUGUGAAGUUUGUAAAUUCAAAGCCCAUAAACGUUGUGCUGUAAAAGCUCCCAAUAACUGUAAAUGGACCACUUUAUCUUCUGUUGGUAAAGAUAUUAUUGAAGAUGAGGACAGUAACAUAGCCAUGCCUCAUCAGUGGUUAGAAGGAAAUUUGCCUGUGAGUGCAAAAUGUAGUAUCUGUGAUAAAACAUGUGGUAGUGUUCUAAGGCUACAGGAUUGGAAAUGUCUGUGGUGUAGAGCAAUGGUUCAUUCUUCAUGUAAAGCCCAAUAUCCCGAAAAGUGCCCACUCGGUGUCUGUCGUGCAUCCAUAGUCCCACCAACAUCUCUUCAUAGCAUUGGAAAUGAUGAAUCAUGGGAAGCAACUUGUCCUCUUGGCUGUAGUCCUCUGUUAGUAUUUGUUAAUUCAAAAUCUGGUGACAACCAGGGAGUGAAAUUUCUGCGACGGUUUAAACAGUUGCUCAAUCCUGCACAAGUUUUUGAUCUCAUGAAUGGGGGACCAAGCUUAGGCUUGAGAAUGUUUAGGACGUUUAAUCCAUUCCGUAUUUUGGUUUGUGGUGGUGAUGGAAGCGUCAGUUGGGUUUUGACAGAAAUUGAUAAACUCAGUAUGCAUAAUCAGUGUCAAGUAGGUGUUUUACCUUUAGGAACAGGGAAUGAUUUAGCACGUGUUUUAGGAUGGGGAUCUUCAUGUGAUGAUGAUGCUCAGCUUCCACAACUACUGGAGAAGUAUGAGAAAGCUACUGUAAAAAGUCUAGACAGGUGGCGAAUUAUGACUUAUGAAGGAACUAUGUUAGGACCAAGAAAAAGUCAAACUCAGCUUGAGCCCAUCAGUCAAUAUGAAGAUUCUGUCGUCACUCAUCUAACAAAAAUUCUUCAUUCAGAUCAACAUUCAGUUGUUAUUUCAUCUGCCAAAGUUUUGUGUGAAACAGUUAAAAAUUUUAUUGCCAAAGUUGGUGUUGCAUGUUCUAAAGAAAACAUUGACGAAGAAGAUACCAUAAGCCAUAAAUGUGAAAUACUCAAUGAAAAAUUAGAAAAGCUGCUUCUAGCAUUAAACGAAGAAUCCCUUGCAUCUGAUAAGUUGCUUGAAAUAAAAAAGGAGAAAGAAACAGAAGAAAAAGUUGAAAAUCCUGAAAUAGUUGCUUCAGAAGCUGAUAUGCCUCAGAGUCAACCAAAAAAGACUACUUUCAUUCAGCGUGAAGCACUAAUGUCACGUGCCAACAGUUUGAAGAAAGCUGUCCGUCAAAUAAUAGAACAUGCAGAGAGAGCUGUUGAUGAACAAAAUGCCCAAACUCAAGAGAGAGAUUGCAGUGACUACAAAACAGCAUCUCUAGAAUCUACUCCUGUUUCACCUGAAAAAGUGCUUUCAAAACCAACUGAUUCAAUGAACAUCUCAGAGGUACCUCCUUCUGGAGUUCAUGAAGAUGACAGACCAUUACGACCUGAAACUUUGUGGAAUCCAUGGGGACCUGCAAUGGGUCAAAGUGUGGGUGCAUCAUUAAAAAAUACAUUGCAAGUAACCUUACCUACCAUUGAAGGUGGUGCUAGUGCAGACAGUUCUCCUUGCCCAUCCCCUCAUCCAGUCGCAUCUCCUGCCAUGUCACCUUGCUCAUCGCCCAUUUCAGAGCGGCCUACUCCUGAAUCUCGGUCAUCGUUGGUGCCAGAAGUUAGCCUUAGUCCAGAAUUGCAGUCUCCUACUACUGACAUAUCGAACUUCCCUUCUCAUAGUGAGACAUCCGACACACUGGUUGCUGGUAAUUUGUUGGGGACCAAAAAAAGUGAAACUGCUCAAUCUCCUACAGCUACUCGCCGCAUAAGUAGUGGUGCCACACUCAAACAAAUUGGCACUACUAAUCUUCAAAUAGGCUCUGGAGUAGGCAUCUCUUUGCUUCCUUGCCAAUCACAUGACAGGGGUUUUUCUGAGAGUUCACAAGGAGGAAGAGAAUUUCCUAUAAUUAAUCCUUUGGCAUCUUUACCCAUGUGGCCUAAUUUAAAUAAGGACAGUUUAAUUGGGAAAGUUCUUCUAGCUAAUGCUGAUGCUUUAUGUGCUGCUGCUUCACCUUUAAUGGAUGUUGAAGAAAUGUCACUAGAAGGGUUUCAAGAAAAGUGCGUAAUGAAUAACUACUUUGGAAUUGGAGUAGAUGCCAAGAUAACUCUUGAAUUCCAUAAUAAAAGGGAAGAACAUCCCGAAAAAUGCAGGUUCGGCCCUGAAAUAUCAGCUGUCAUGAAUAAAAGAAAAUGUUAUGAAUAAGUCGUAUUUUCUUAAUUAUAAUUCCAGAAUGAUCCUCUCAUCUUUGCACUUUGACUCUUCUUCCAAUGUACAUGCAACCUGAAAUUGGACAUUAGGAGUUGGCAGAAAUUUUCAGUGUAACGAAUUGUAAAGCCAUUCUGUUAUGCGGUAUUUUACGUCCAUACCCUUGGCGAGUUUAAUGUAAAAUGACUUGAUUAGAAAUUGAAUGAAACCCUUCAUCAGCUACAGAAGCACCCACUAUACAAGCACCAACAAUUUAACCAUGUUCAGAUUCAUUUAGCUCUGACGUGAUGCAAUCACAACUGUGCAGAACACUGUCUUGAUAACAAAAGACAUUUGCAGUGUAUUGAGGAUGUUGUACAGAUGGCGUUAGUGAGCAAACACAUCAGCACCACCAACAGCUUUCGUAAAAAUAAACAUUUCAGUUCAAACGUGUUUUACAAGGUGUUUCCAUAUUUUUGUCCAACCCCUGUAUCUAUAAUUUUGUAGAUUUUUUGUUUACCAACAAAGCAUUUACUAGAAUGCACAAGACAUAUCUGUAAUUUAUUUAGUAUUGAUAUUUGCCACAUCAUAAAAUGUUUUUGUUCAAAUUUAAUCAAUCUGCUACUUGUUAACAAACUGAAAAUUUACAAGCAAUAAAUGCAUUUCUUAAUUAAAUUUGUAUUUUACUUUUCUCAAUAUAUCUAAGUAAUAUAAAUUCACAUUUGACUGAAAACUGUUAUGAGAAUUUGAAGUUUUAC